AUGAGUCGAUCACGUAGUCCUUCGAGUAAAAAACAUAAACGACGAAAAUCAUCACAUGAUCGAAAUAGAUCAAAAGAUCGUUCGAUAACUAGUUCUUCAAAACGACAUAGAUCACGUUCACAUGAUCGAGAUAAAGAAAAAAAAUCUAAACGAUUUCAUCGUCGUUCGACAAGUGAAUCAUCAAAUGAUGAUCGUGAAGAUUCGUUAUCAACAACGAAUAUUAGUCGAAAAACUACUCUAAACGAAUUAACUGAUUUAGCAUCUCGUAAACAAGCUGAAAUUGAUCGACUAGCUGAAUUAGAACGAGAACGUAUACAACUAUUACGUCAAAAAGAAACUCGUGAAAAUUUAAUUCAAGCUGAAGUUGAUCGACGUGUAAAAGAUAUUGUUGAAAUACGUGUACGUGAAGAACUUGAACGUCGUAAAGAUGAAAUUGAAAAUGAAGUUAAACGACGUGUUGAUGUAUUAAAACGAACAAUGGAAAAACAAAUGUUAAUUGAAAUUGAAAAACGUAAUCAUGAAGAAAUGAGAAAAUUAAUUGCAAAAGAAGAAGAAGAAAGAAAAAAACGAGAAGAUUUAGAACGAAUUCUGACUGAAAAUGAACGUAAAUUAACUGAAACUAAAAAACGACUUGCUGAUGAAGAAGAAAAAUUACGUACCGAGCAGUUACGUUUAAUGGAAGAUCGAGAACGAUUCGAACGACAAUUAGGCAAACAACAUGCAAAAGAACAAAAUCUUAUUUUAGGCAAAAAUAAAACACGACAAAAAAUUUCUUUUACAUUAAAUAGUGUUCAGUAA
Molecule: messenger RNA, 798 nt
Organism: Rotaria sp. Silwood1
Lineage: Eukaryota; Metazoa; Rotifera; Eurotatoria; Philodinida; Philodinidae
Source: the annotation of a GenBank genome assembly